AUGGCGUCGAAACUCUUCCCCGGUGACCCCGAAAAGGUCCUGGUCAUUCGAGACAUCCCCAACACUCCCAUCACCACACUCAGCGUGCCGUUUCUACGCUUUGGGCGCAUCAAGUUCGGCGGCCGUGCCACUCUAGUCAAGCUACAAACCGGGGACGUGGCCGUCUUCUCCCCCGUCGCCCUGACCUCGGCAGUCAAGGCCAAAGUCAACGCGCUGGGACCGAUCAAAUACAUCAUCGCACCAGACGUAGAACACCACCUGCUGGUCGAGACGUGGGCGAAAGAAUACCCCGAAGCUGAACUGUUCGGACCCGAAGGUCUUCCCGAGAAACAUCCAGGACUCAAGUUCUCGCACGUCUACACUGCCAAAGUCAGGACCGACAUGCCCACGACAGCCGAGUUCGACAAGGAGUUUUCGUCCGAGUAUUUCCCCAUGCACCCUAACAAGGAGCUUGUGUUUUAUCACAGACCCACCCGGACCAUGAUCGAGGCAGAUCUUCUCUUCAAUCUACCUGCCACGGAACAGUUCUCCAAAUCUGGCGUCGACCCAAAAUCCGGCCUCCUGACGAAACUGUUCGGCGGCAUCAUGAACACGAGAGGCGACAUGGUCUGGCAGAAGCGCUUUCUGUGGUAUGCGGCCAGCAAAGGGGACCGUGCGGGAUUCGCUGAAUCGGUCAAGAAGAUCAAGUCCUCAUGGGACGUGGAGCGCAUCAUCCCGUGUCACGGUGAUGUGAUCGAGACGGGUGGCAAAGCCAUCUUCGAUAAGGCCAUGGCUUGGUUUUAUCAAAAGUACUAG
Molecule: messenger RNA, 795 nt
Organism: Exophiala spinifera
Lineage: Eukaryota; Fungi; Ascomycota; Eurotiomycetes; Chaetothyriales; Herpotrichiellaceae
Exons: 2
Coding region: 1-795 (264 amino acids)
Source: RefSeq, a predicted model, not a curated record